GAUUACUGCUUUUAUGGGAGCCAGUGGGAGUUUGGCCACAGUCCUUCAUGCAUGUUAAUUUGAGGGACUUCCAAAUGUUAGCUAAUGAUCUCAGAGUUCUUUUUAUGAAAUGUGUGUGGGUUUGGUUUGGGGUUUGGGUUUUGUUGUUGGGUUGUUGGUGUUUUUUUUAAUUCCUAGGAGAACACAAUUAAGGCUGGAGAAAGUGCUGCUCUGUAGCUCUGGACUGGCCUCUCAAUAACACCCGAGUUCUAGAAUGAAAAAAUUCAGAAGCACACAUUGCUACUACAGUCAGCUAUAUUAUACUUAAUAUCUUAAAAUCAAAUAUAUUCGCAUUAUUUAUAUAGUCCACACCAUUUGCUUUGCAUUGCUGUGGACUGGGUCUAUCUGUCGGCCUUCACUUGCAGCUACCUAAGUAGCUCUUUUUUUAGGAACAAUACGAAGGGGAAAGCUUUAGCCUCCGCCUCAAAGCAGGGAAAUAUGUCAGCAUGGAAAAUAGAUGCACGUGUGGGUGGGGGAGUUUCAUUCCUGUUUUCUGAAGCCUUAUGUAGCUGUAAACGAGAAACAGGCAAAAAAGCGAGCCGGUGGCAGCCGAACGGAAAGCCAAGGACACAAGUCCAAGCAAGCACUGGGGCUGCGGCUCACUGAAAAGCGUGCAAAGCGAUCUUUGGGCUGAACGCUGACUUGAAAGGGCUUGAAGCGGAGCACGCAAACAAACACCGCUCUCCGUCCUCCCCCUUCCCACAGCCGCUAUCACAGAAAAAAACCCCGAAAGUUACAGAGAUGUUUGUUUCUGGCUGCGCUCAGGCCAGAAACGAGAUUCUGCACUUUCCCCAUGACUCUCAGGGCAGUUAACGACUACGAGACGUUCCUCCCGCAAGGAACGCAGCCCGCAGCACCCCGCGCAUCCUUGACUCAGCCUCCCCUCCGCGGCGCCGCUCCGGCCGCGCCCCGGCCGCAGGGACACGGACCCCGGAGCCGCCCGCUCGGCCCCGAGCGCGUUCCCACCCCGGGGCGGGCGGCCCCGAGCGGGCCCGGCGGCGUCGCGCAGGCUCCGGGCAGCGGCCGCGCCUCCGCCCGCUCCGGGCCCGCCGCCCGCGGCAGGGGAGGGCAGGGUACGAAAAGAAACAAAGCGCAUGAAAGGAAGGAAGCGCCCUCAGCGCUCAGCAGCCAGGAGACCGCUGGGGACAGGGACCUGCCGCUUCCGCGAUGCUGCGCAGGAGGUCUGUGACCAAACAGGGUUUAGCCCUGUCCCUGAUAUUUUGGGACCCUCCUCUGACAUGGCUUCCCUUUGCAAGUCGAUCCUUGGCUAAGAUCCUGGUUAUCGGCAUGAAGGGCAGAGCUGCCCGCGGUGCGCGGGGAGCGGCCGAGGCGCAGCAGCCGCGUCCCUGCGACCGAUACAAGCACGCCUGUGCUGUUUGCAGAGGCUUUGUUUAUCUCUACGGAGGGCACGGCAGCACCACGCUGAGGGACUUCUGGAGAUACCACACAGUGAAAAACGAAUGGGAAAUGUUGGAUUGCUCAAAAGAUGGUCCAGAAGAACUGGAAGAACAUUCAAUGGUGGCUUAUAAGGGCAGCCUGUAUAUUUUUGGUGGCAUGGUGGAUUCUGCUUUCACACAAGGAAAAACUCCUCUCUGGAUAUAUGACAUUGAUUCCGCAAGAUGGACAGAGAGCUGCAACGAACCAGCAGAGACGGAGAGCUCUGCACCAGCUAACAGGAAAGGUCACACUGCAGUCGUGUACCAUUCCAGCAUGUACAUCUAUGGGGGAUACUUUGGCAUCAAAGGCAUUUCUCAGGAGUUUUGGGAAUUCCGUUUUGAUACAGGGAAGUGGUUGUGUGUCUCCAGCCCCUGUCACAGCAGUGGUCCCGGAGCGCGGCACGGCCACUCGGCAGUGGUUUAUCACACAGCCAUGUACCUCUUUGGGGGGCUGGUGGGGCUCACUGAACAGAGGGACUUGUGGAAGUGGGACUUUGGAAGCAGCAGCUGGUCCAGCAUCAGAACAAGCCAAGGACCUCCUCCAGUGGUAGGUCACGCUUCAAUAGUCUGCAAAGACUCUAUGCUGAUUUUUGGUGGAGGGAUUUCAAAUUCCAGCCCUAAUGAUGACCUCUGGAAGUAUCGUUUCCAUACGCAGACAUGGAAGAAGCUUAGUAGUACUACAAAGGGAAACUUUUCUCCUAAAAUGUAUCACUGCAUCUUAGGAAUUGGUGCGGAUUUCCAAACUACCUCAGAUUUCACUGAUGCAUUCCCUAGCCACUGCAAGAGUGAGCAGAAGGACCAUCCCCAGGUGGUGCCCAUCCUGAGGCAGUCUGGCUUCUGCAGCUUCUUUCACCCACAGCCCACGCAGCGGAGGAACACCAUUGAAAUGAAAACCUUCACCCUGCCCCUGGAGCCAGCAGAAUUCCCUGCCUUCCAGACCACUUCAGAGGCAGGACUAGGCCCAAACAGAGAGAGGAGCUGUUUGUCUAAGGACAAGUCUCUCCAUCUGUUGGCCUGUUCCGGAGAGGCUUUUGCUGCUGCUCAGGCUGUGGGUGCAGAGGAGAGACCCGACUGUGGGUGUGUGGCCACGGGGGGUGGGAUCAGCAGUACCAACACGCUGCUGCUCAUCGGGGGCAAACCUUUGUCCAGCUUCUCUGAGAUCUCCUUCAGGCAAAUGGAGUUUGAUUGCUUGUGAUUACUUUGCUUGCAAAGUGAAGGAAUAAAUUUCCACCACUGUGGCAGUAGGUGGAAAACCAACUGCUUGCAACUGUCUUCAGCUUCCUAUCAGCACGCUGGGGAAAAAAAUAAUUAAACCUUCUCAUCCUUGCUGCGAACAGAUUUUUUACAAUGUUAGCAAAACCCGACAUAUAUUUAAGUCACAACUUGCAUAUAAGUUGUGAUUUCUGAGAGGAGCUUGUUGAAAUGCUGCUCAUUUUGUUACUUUCCUCCUGGUCACUUCAUACCCUUUCAAAUUGGCAAUGGCCGACACUGCCUUGAAAAUCAGAACUGCAGUAACCCAUGCUGGCUCCACAAGAUGCCAUUUCAGGGGCAAAGCUUGCUCGUUUUGCACUGGCAUAAGAGAGAAAUACAGUCACAUUUGAGGGAUUCAGUGAGUCUUAACAGGAAUGUUCUCUAAGGUUUUAAAGAUUUUAUAUUCUCGAUUAUUCUUUGCACAAUAUAUUUGCAACAUGAGAUGGCCUAUGACAAUGGAACCCAACAGACAAAUCGGCAGGUGAAUUCUAGAAGAUAUUCAAGGAUUGUAUAUAACUUUGAAGAAGUGAAACAGUGAGUGCCCCCUGGAAAUCAUCAGCAAGGACCAGAGGAAGAGAACAAAUGAUGUGCCAAAUGAGUAUUGGCUUUAAUGGCUGAACAUGGAAUCAAAAGAGUUUGAUUUCCCACAGCAGGGUGGGGAGGGAGCAGAAAGAGGAGGGCUUGAUGGAAUGUCACAAAGCAUGGGCUAUUUUGACUGGUAACUCAUGUUUUAGCCCUAAAGAGAUUUCUGGUUUUCCAACUCCAUCUCUCUUUUAUCACCCUAUGUAGUAUACCUGUUACAGAUUUCCUCUCUGUAGUGGUAAGUUCUGAGUUCAUGUAUGGUUUUUCCUUGCUGAAAAGAAAAAGUGCUUGUUUUGCAGUGUUCAAAGCAUUUAUAUCCAUAGAAGUUAUUAAAUACCAGCCUUCUGACAGAACAGCAGCUGUCUGUAAGAGCUGCUGGUAUCUGAAAUUACCUGAAAGUUAAUACUUCCAAAUAUUUUAAAAAUUCACUUUUCAAAAGUUUCAUUGGAAUAAUGACUUUGAAGUGAUGUACAGAUUUCAAGAAUAUUUAGAGAUACUUUCAUCAUCUCUUCACAAGUAACUGUCAUGUGAAUUCAACAGGAGAAUUAUAGAUGGAUUUGCAAAAGCUACAUAAGAGUUACUUGGACCAUAAGAGAUCCAUGAACCUUACCUGGCAAGAGAGGGUUGUACACUGCCACGUGAAUAAAGCCUGCUCCGUUUCCUAACACUGUGUGCUCAUGUUCACCUUUAUGAGUCUAAAAUAUGUGUUCGUAUUUUCUAACUGAACAAAAAUCUUACCUUUCUGACCAAGGAACACGAUUCUGCGAGCCCCAGUCAUUUCCCUGCACUUCAGCUGGCUUUGAGGGCUGCCCAGGCUUUGAAUUUCUCCUCCAAGUACAAGAAUUUCCCAGUUUGAGGAGGUUUGUUUGGAAAGGACAUCAAUACAGCAACUGAGCUGAGCAUGUACUCAGCACUGCAGUUUUAAAUCAGCAGCUUGUUUUCCUCGUGCUGACUGACAUGUCUGUUUUGGCUUUAUCCUGAGCGCUGCCGUAACAUACAGCCUUUUAUCUAGGAUUGACAAGGGAAGGAAAUUUAACUGGAAAGGGCAACAAUAAACCAGUGAUUUUUCCAAGUCACGCGAAGGCCUCCUGGCAGGUAGCGGUAUCCUGGGGAUGUGCAAGAGCCCCAGGAAAAUGCCAUCCAGCCUCUGCCAUUCCUUUCUUCCUGCCCCCUCAAACUCUCUUCCCUUUGGCAGCCCCACGAAGGGUUUAACAUUUACUCGGAGCCAACGCAGGCGGGACACAAGCCAGCCCAAAGGCAAUGGCUUGGCACGGGCAGGAAAAAGCAGCUUGGAGUGAGCCCAUCUCCCCUGUUCCCUCCCCUGGGCUCUGCCCGUGUGCCAGGUCAGGUGGGGGCACCGCACUGGCAGCACCACACCCACUCCAUCGCCUAAGAGAUGCCAAACCUGUCGAGUCAGCCCCAAGGGCCCCGCUGCUCCGUGCCCUGUACAGGGCACGAGGAGAGCAGGGGCUCAGGAAAGGCCUGGCUGCAGGGAUGGGGGCUCAGGGCUGCCUCGCAGGAGGCUGAGCCGGAGUUGGCCCCAGCCAUGCUGUGCAAGGGGAGAGAGCCCUCAUCCUGAAGUGGGGCUCUGUGCUACAGCAGCUUUGCUGAAGCCACUGGAGGCUCUUUCCCCCUUUGUGGCCCAUUCCGUGGUCUUCAGAAAACAAGGGUGAGCUCAAGCUGGAAGGGAGGGGUGUUGGGAAUUGAAGUGACUGCAUCCCACAAAUGCCCACAGGAGUGCCUGACACCUCAGUCCACUCUGGGCACGCACAAUCCACAUUUCAGGUACCCUCUGGUUCCCAGACCUGGGGAUGCAAUCCUUGCUCACACCACUGUGACGCUUCCUGGGUCAUAUCCCCUUUCAAACCUGAGCCAGUGCUAUCAGCUGCACUGAAAGGGUUCUCAGAGCACCUCACUCCUCUUUUCCCACUGCAGUCAUCUUUUCAGAGUGGCAGAUAAGAGGCCUUGUGGAUGUGCUUAUGAUAUUUCUCCAUAACUGUAGCAGUUAAUAAGAACUUGUCCCAAGCCCAAGCAAGUGACUAAAAGCUGCUGCCAUCUGAAAGCUCGGUGGUGGCCUGCAUGAAAUAAUGAAUGGAAUUACUCCAGCUAGUGGCAAAUAUUUAGAAACAAAACACAACACCCCAUUUCUGGCUGGGACUGAAGGGGCUGCCACUGAAGUUGGCUGUCUGGAAUGUCUCUGAAAAGCAGGGAAUCUUGCACAUACCUGAUUCACUCACAGAACAAAAGCAAAAGGAUGCAGCAUUCUUGGCAACCUCGUCUGAGACAUAAGACGCGCUGUUGUAUCAUAGAUUGUAUGUAAGGGAACAAAUUGAUCAGCGCUAAACAUCUCCACACUCAUUGUUUUAACUGACAUUCAGUUUCUGAACAUUAAAAUGUAUGAAUGGCAGAAAUAUUUUCUUCUAAAAUGCAGAUAUUCAAAGAAGGUUUUUUCAGUUAAUAACAGAAAAACCUAAAUUUCAUUGUUUUGAGUUGUUUCAUUGUUUGUUUGUUUCAUUGUUUUGAGUUGUAAGUGGAUUUGAAGAAUAAUGCAGUCAUUUAUCAGUGGGAUCACAGUUUGACCUAUGCAACAAAUUAUGCCACAAAAGAAAGUAUCUCCUAUGAGCUUAGUCAUUAGGAUGGAGUAAUUUCUCUUCCUUUUGAUACUUUCCAAAUAGUUUUUGAGAAACAAAGAUGAUCAAAGGGUUUAGUUGCCCUCUGCUGCCAUCUUUAGCAUUUAGCCAAAGUCAGAGCUUGGGAGUAAACAGUUCCCUUUCAACAGUCAUUAGUGCUGCUGCACUUGAGAGCACAGCCCAGUCCCGUGUGGAGACAAGAGCGAGGGUGCUCGGUUCACCUGCCCUGGAACCACACCGGGAGCUCGGGCUCCCCUUCUGGGCACACGCCUCGGGACUGGUUUGCAAAGGCACUGCACACCUGACAGUCAUCCUGGACAGUCUCAGCUCUGUUGGAAAAAAGGCAUUUAAUCCUUUAGCAUCUACCUGCAAGCUUUGGUGCUUCCU
Molecule: messenger RNA, 6325 nt
Organism: Motacilla alba alba
Lineage: Eukaryota; Metazoa; Chordata; Aves; Passeriformes; Motacillidae
Product: leucine-zipper-like transcriptional regulator 1
Exons: 9
Coding region: 1207-2670 (487 amino acids)
Cellular component (GO): Golgi apparatus
Molecular function (GO): protein binding
Source: RefSeq, a predicted model, not a curated record